Messenger RNA from Lasiosphaeria miniovina, 1627 nucleotides. Its product is annotated as SGS domain-containing protein. The transcript has 3 exons. The record is from RefSeq and is a predicted model, not a curated record. Gene Ontology annotation, molecular function: protein-folding chaperone binding. The coding region runs from base 149 to 1594 and encodes 481 amino acids. Lineage: Eukaryota; Fungi; Ascomycota; Sordariomycetes; Sordariales; Lasiosphaeriaceae.
CGAAUUACAGAUCAAUCCGCGCUUGCCGCGCCCAUCACGGGAGUCCCACAAUCGCUGCCACCUAGCUUCUCACUUUUGGACCACAGCUAGACGAACCAGAUUACCAGCCAGGCCUCCCUUCAGCUGGCCGUUUCGCGCACCCCGCACGAUGUCCAGCACAACCUUCGGCCAGAAAGGCAUCGAUGCCGUCCAGAGAAAGGACUAUGCAGCAGCCAUUACUCUUCUCGAUAAGGCGCUCAAAGACUCAAAGUCACCAAAGUGGUUGCUUGCCCGCGCGCAGGCACAGCAGCAGCUCAAGAACUGGGAUGAUGCACUUCACGACGCCGAGACGGCCUACCACUCCGCAAUAGAGCGCGGAUCCGGCGACUCGCGCAAGCUCAUGAUCGAGGCCCAAUACCGUCGUGCCGCCAUCUACUUCAAGCUCGGUCGCUACGCCGACGCAGACUGCUGCGCUAAAUGGAGCAUGCUGCUUGCGGAGGGUCGGCGUGCCGGCGAAGACGACGGCGUCGAUAAAAAUGUCGACAGCGAAGGCCAUUACACCGUCACUUAUGCGGAUGGAGUUGCAGACAAGGAAGGGCAGCCGGGCCAGAACGGAGGAGGCAUUGGUGGGCAGGUUAACACCCUGGUGACCACACCCAAGACCGGAUUCGAAGCAGAUUGGAACCGUGCAUAUGCCUUCAGGAGCCAAGCCCUCGGUGCACUGAAACAGCUUCCCGAAGACCACCCAGGGCGAAAGGUUCUGGUAUCGAAGGUUCCCCCCAAGACACAGAAGAAGGCGCCCCAGCCGGUAGAGUCUGAUAGCGACGACGACCUACCAACUUCGAAGGCUGCAAAUAAGCCCGAACACCCUGCGCCCGGCUCGGUCCCCGACGAGAAGAUGAAGCUCCGUGCAGACUUCUACCAGACCAACCAAAAUAUCACGAUCUCUCUAUUCGCAAAGGAUCUGAAUAAAGAGGACAUUCAAGUCCAGUUCACCAAGACCACGGCCCGGAUCUCGCCGAUUCCGCGCGAAUUUGCUUCUUAUGUGAAGCCAGGUGACAGAGAAGCCACCUCGACGCUUGUUUUCGGCGGUGAAAUUGUCCCUUCUGGCUCGCGGUGGUCCGCGACACCCCGCAAGAUUGAGUUGGUUCUCCAGAAAGCCACACCUGGCAAGUGGAGUGGAUGGGGAGAGGAGAAGAUUGGUGCCCAGGGCCCCGAGACCACUGAAGUCGGAUCCAGUGGACCCUCUGGAACACACGAAACGUCGAAAGAUGCAGUAUCUACCGGUUUAGAGAAGAUUGUCGCGCCAUCAGCGUCGGUUGCACCCCCAGAACAAGCGAGUGCUCCAGUAUAUCCAACGAGCAGCAAACUCGGGCCGAAGGACUGGGAUAAACUCGGCGAGGGCGAGGAUGGCGAUGACGAGGAUAAGCAGGACGUCAAUUAUUUCUUCAAGCAACUGUACAAAGGCUCGAGCCCAGAGCAGCAGCGUGCCAUGAUGAAGAGCUUCAUCGAGAGCAAUGGCACGGCACUUAGCACGGAUUGGAACGACGUCAAGAGCCGCACGGUGGAGUCAGUUCCUCCCGACGGUGUUGAAGCGAAGAAGUGGGAAUCUUAAACCCAGGACUCGAGAAAUCUACGAGUUGUUUAU